This is a messenger RNA of Ipomoea nil (Japanese morning glory), 2132 nucleotides long. Its product is annotated as exocyst complex component EXO70B1-like. Gene Ontology annotation, biological process: exocytosis. NCBI's taxonomy places the organism in Eukaryota, Viridiplantae, Streptophyta, Magnoliopsida, Solanales, Convolvulaceae. The record is from RefSeq and is a predicted model, not a curated record. Bases 1 to 2076 code for a protein of 691 amino acids. Gene Ontology annotation, molecular function: phosphatidylinositol-4,5-bisphosphate binding. The transcript has 2 exons. Gene Ontology annotation, cellular component: exocyst.
AUGACGAAGAGCAAUUGGCAAAAAUGUCGUAGGAGCUUUAGCAUGAAAGCUAGGAGUACUGUAGGUGAUAUAAUACCACAUUCAUUCUCUACUGGAGAAUUAUAUGCCAUGGUAAAAAGUGGCAACGCCAAAGGCGGUGGCAAUGGCAACGCCAAAGGCGGUGGCAACGGCAACGGUACGGGCACCGACACCGAUACCGGCACCGGCACCAGCACCGGCACGGGCACGGGCACAGGCACGGGCGACGGUGACAGCGGCUAUGCAUUACCUAAUGGUAGUGGUGAUGAAAAUUUCGAUCUGUUAUCUCUAGACGUUGAUCGGUUCGCUGCCAUUCUUUCCAGCGUUGCAGACAAGUCCAAUCCGCCGGAAAUCCCGGACGUCGUCGGCCAAUUCUCCGACGUAAUUGAGUCCAAGGUGGCCAAGUAUCAUCCCGCCGGAGAGUGUCGGGACAGGAUGGAGAGGGAAGAUGAUGUUCCGCGUUUGGUGGGAGGUGUUAAAAGGUUGGCGAAACUGAGGGAUAGAUUCGCGAAGUUUCCGGACCUCACACCGUCGCAGCACCGGAUCAGCACCGUCUUGCAUCUGGCGAUAACGUUCUUAGAAGACGAAUUACGGUACUUGCUGGAAGAUUCCAGAAUUCAAAUUUCCUUCGAGGAGGAGGAUGAGGAGGAGUCCAAUAGUAAGGAUGAUGUGGAAUAUCCAGAGGAUUUGAUGGGGAGAAUGAAGAUGAUCGCCGGCGCGAUGGUUUCGACCGGAUUUGAAACGGAAUGCUGCCAGGUUUAUUCGAUUGCGCGGUGGAAUUGGUUUUCCGAGAAGAUGAAAGCGCUGGAAUUCGAGAAGUUGAACAUGGAGGACGUGCAGAGAAUGCCUUGGGAUUUACUGGGAGUAGAGAUCACGAGAUGGAUCACAAUCGUGAGAAAGUGCUCCAAAAUUCUGCUCCCGGCGGAGCGGAAAUUGGGGGAAUCCGUUUUCUCCGAUCACCCCUCCGUUUCUCGGACCCUCUUCUGCAAUCUGGCCCGCACCGUCGCGAUCCGGCUUCUGGAUUUCGCGGAGGCGGUGGCGAUGACGAAACGCUCCACCGAGAAGCUCUUCAAAUUCCUCGACGUGUUCGAGACCGCGCAGGAGCUCAUCCCGGUGGUCAGCGAAUCCUGCACCAACGAUUACCAGAACGAGGUGAAAUCGGAGAUCGAGGCCGCCCUAGAGAGGCUGGGCGAAGCGGCGGUCAACAUUUUCACAGACCUGGAGAGCUCGAUCAAGAACGAUGUCGCCAGAAUUCCGGUCCCCGGCGGCGCCGUACACCCGCUCACUCGUUACGUGAUGAACUACCUGAAAUACGCGUGCGAGUACAAGGACACCCUGGAGCACAUUUUCCAGCAACACGGCAAGGUGGGGUCGUUGAUCCACGACGGAGAAUUCACCAAUGGCGGCGGCGCGGAAACAGAAAGCGGCGAUAGCAGCCCGCACAAUAAUCUCACAACAACCCACCCUACAACACCAUUUUCGAUACAGGUAAUCACCAUCAUGGACCUCCUGGACGCAAACCUGGAGGCGAAGUCGAAGUUGUACCGGGACCCCGCCUUGCGUUCCAUAUUCCUGAUGAACAACGGGCGAUACAUCUUACAGAAAGUGAAAGGCUCGGCGGAGAUUCACAAAGUGAUGGGCAACAACUGGUGCCGGAGAAGAUCCACGGUGGUGAGACAAUUCCACAAGAACUAUCAACGAGAGACGUGGGGCAAGGUGUUGCAGAUCUUGAGCCAUGAAGGCUUGCAAGGGAACGCCAAGGCAUUGAAGCCAGUGCUCAAAGAAAGGUUCAAAAGCUUCAGCACCAUAUUUGACGAGAUCCAUAGAUCGCAGAGCACGUGGGUAGUGAGUGACGAGCAGCUUCAAUCGGAGCUUAGGGUUUCCAUAUCCGCGGUCAUCAUUCCGGCCUACCGCUCUUUCUUAGGGAGGUUUAGACAAUAUUUUGACAACACAAAGCAUGCAGAGAAGUACAUCAAAUACCAACCUGACGAUAUUGAGACUUUGAUUGAGGGAUUAUUUGAUGGUAAUACUGCAUCUAUGGCUAGGAGAAGGUUGUAGCUAGUUUUAAUAUAAUUUGUUAUGUAUGUUACGUUGUGCAAUACAAUUUCAUUCAU